ACCUGGCGUUCAUGGGCCACGACCCUCUGCAAAGAUCCGCCUGAACACUGCAGCGGAGCACGUUCAAAAAUCAAAACCAUGUGUCGGUGCUCUCGGUCUCGGCAACCUCCCCAUUCCACAACCGUCCCCGAGAACGACCUCACAUAGUCACGUUUCCGUCUUCCGAAGCAGCACGUCCGCUCGCCUCCGAGAACCCACCACCUCGCCGCCCGCCACCAGCCCACCACCAUGGUGCUCGAGGCGACCAUGAUCUGCGUGGACAACUCGGAGUGGAUGAGGAAUGGGGACUAUCCCCCAUCGCGGUUCGCGGCGCAGGCCCACGCCUUCGCCGUCCUCUCCGGCGCCAAGACGGAGGCGAACCUGGAGAGCACGGUGGGGCUGGUGGCCAUGGCGGGCAAGGGCGUCAGCGUGCUCGUCCCGCCAACCAACGACUUCGGCAAGGUCCUGUCAGGCAUGAACGGGCUGGAAAUUGGUGGUGAAGCAAACUUGACUGCUGCGAUCCAGGUCGCUCAAUUUGCACUCAAGAAUCGGCAGAACAAGCAGCUGCGGCAGAGAAUAAUUGUUUUUGUUGGCAGCCCAGUAAUAGAUGAGAAGAACUGGCUAGAAGUGAUAGGGAAAAAUCUGAAGAAGAACAACGUUGCUCUUGAUGUUGUUAACUUCGGUGAAUCUGAUAACGAAAAGCCUGAGAAACUAGAAGCUCUUGUUGCUGCAGUCAAUAGUGGUGGCAACAGUCAUAUAAUUCAUAUCCCUGCAGGACGUGACCUUUCUGAUGCCCUAUUCAGUUCACCAAUAAUAUUAUCGGAAGACCGAGGAAGUGAUUCUGCUGCUGCUGCUCGUGGAGCAUCGGGUUUUGAAUUUGACGUGGACCCAAACGUGGACCCAGAGCUGGCGCUAGUACUUCUGAUCUCUAUGGAAGAAGAGAGAUUAAGGCAAGAAGCUGCUGCAAAAAAGGCCAGGGAAGAAUCGUCGAAAACUGAGAAUGAAGGCCAAUCUUCAACCUCCAAUGGUGACAUUGUUAUGGCUGACGCAGAACCUGAACCAAAUUCAUAUACUGAAGAUAAAGGACUUCAUUGUAAGGAUGAGGGCCAGCUAUUGGAAAAAGCUCGUAAAAUCCGUAUAGAAGAUUAUAUUAGCUUUGAAGAACUGUUUGAUGGUGUCACAAGUGAUACGAUGUCAGCUUUUCAGGAAGAAGAAACUUGCACUCAGUCUGAUGCGGGUAAAGAUUUUGGCCAUCAACCAUUUGAGCCAUCACUUUCUGAUGUUGAAUUACUUAACGAUCUAUCUAACAAGGUUGCGUUAGAGUGGGAGGAACUAUUCAUUGACCCAAGCAAGGGCCACAAGGUUUUUAUUUUGCCUCGCUCGAUGAAAAAGGAUAUUUGUUCUCUUGCUGAAGUCUAUUAAAUUUGGACUGCCAAAGAAGCGACACAAGAAGUAUAAAAGGCGUCAUCAUCAGAAGAAACCAAAAAAGAAGCGUGAGAAGAAGGAAGACGAGGCUGAGGGGGACAAACUGUAAGUACCCGACGUCCGACGAUCGCCUGGACUUCUCCAUUCUUGGUAUAUUGUGAAAUGGAAGUGAGAAAAAGUGGUGGUAGCUUUAGUGGUAGCUUUAGUGUCAGCUUAGACUUGAUAUUCUCAAAAAUUGGUCAAAAGGGAUAUUGUGUUUGUGAAUCUGAGUGUUUGUUGAGGGACUAAGAGUUUCAGUAUAGCCAAUGAUUGGGAGGAGAUGGUGGUCUCUGUUUGCACCGAAGCGAUUAUAUUACAUUGUUGUACACCAUGUAUCUCUCUGCACAGUCGUUCUAAUCAUUCUAGAGAAGGCUGCCGCAUAGGCAGAAGCA
Molecule: messenger RNA, 1835 nt
Organism: Zea mays
Lineage: Eukaryota; Viridiplantae; Streptophyta; Magnoliopsida; Poales; Poaceae
Exons: 11
Coding region: 229-1401 (390 amino acids)
Biological process (GO): proteasome-mediated ubiquitin-dependent protein catabolic process
Cellular component (GO): nucleus; proteasome regulatory particle, base subcomplex; cytosol
Molecular function (GO): polyubiquitin modification-dependent protein binding
Source: RefSeq, a predicted model, not a curated record